CGUGCUGACAUCCUGGACGAGCUGCAGAAGAGUCAGAAGGUGUUUGCAGAGAAGCUGAACCACCUGAGCCGCAGACUGGCCUGGAUUAAUGCUACCAUCUACUCCAAGGAGAAGAUGCUGGACGUGUACUGGUUGCUGUGUGUGUGCAUUCGCACCAUCGAACACGCCGACAACACGGGCUCUCUGUUCGCCUUCACCCCCGAGUUCUUCCUGAACGUGGCCAUGAACGCCUACAGCGCCCUGAAGAACUACUUCAGCCCUGCCAACAGCAUGGAGGAGCUGCCAGAUAUCAAAGACUCUCUGAUGCAGGCGCUGGCCAGCUAUGUCUGCUACCCACAAUCCCUCAGGGCGGUGGAGAGGAUCCCAGAGGAGCAGCGAGUGGCGAUGAUGAGGAACCUUCUGGCUCCAUACGAGCAGAGACCCUGGGCUCAGACCAACUGGAUUCUGGUCCGACUGUGGAGGGGCUGUGGCUUUGGCUACAGAUACACUCGUCUUCCUCACCUGCUGAAGACCAAACCUGAAGAUGCCAACCUGCCCAGCCUGCAGA
Molecule: messenger RNA, 547 nt
Organism: Austrofundulus limnaeus
Lineage: Eukaryota; Metazoa; Chordata; Actinopteri; Cyprinodontiformes; Rivulidae
Product: E3 ubiquitin-protein ligase RNF123
Cellular component (GO): cytoplasm
Molecular function (GO): ubiquitin-protein transferase activity
Source: RefSeq, a predicted model, not a curated record